GGUGACUGAUAUCUUGGACAAGUACCAUGGCCAGGCUGGGAAGAAGUUAUGGGAUGCCAAGCAUGAGAACCUCAGCAAUGAAGUGGAUAGAGUCAAGAAAGACAACGACAGCAUGCAAGUCGAGCUCAGGCAUCUGAAGGGGGAGGAUAUCACAUCUUUGACCCACAAAGAGCUGAUGGCCUUAGAAGAGGCACUUGAAAAUGGCCUUGCAAGUAACCGGGACAAGCAGUCCAAGUUCGUCGGCAUGCUCAUAGAAAAUGGAAGAGCACUGGAAGAGGAGCAUAAGCGCCUCACUUAUGAGCUGCACAAACAGGAGAUGAAAAUUGAAGAGAAUGUGAGAGAGUUGGAAAAUGGGUAUCAUCAGAGGUUGGGGAACUACAACAACCAGAUACCGUUUGCCUUUCGUGUUCAGCCUAUUCAGCCAAAUCUGCAGGAGAGAAUGUAAUGCAUCUAUAUCUUCAUCUGUCAGGAAAUGCUAUCAACUUUCCAUGGUUUGUAAUAGUAGAAGCUUUCGUAUUAAGCUAAGUAAUUUGUGAAACUUGUAAUAAUUAAGGUGUGUGCAUGAACUUUGUUUGUGGAAUAAUCACUGUUUUGUUUGCUACAAAAUUACCUAAUUAUAUAUGUUUGCCUAUAUAUA
Prunus avium (sweet cherry) is the source of this 637-nucleotide messenger RNA. The record is from RefSeq and is a predicted model, not a curated record. NCBI's taxonomy places the organism in Eukaryota, Viridiplantae, Streptophyta, Magnoliopsida, Rosales, Rosaceae.